This is a messenger RNA of Centropristis striata (black sea bass), 4156 nucleotides long. Its product is annotated as EGF-like repeat and discoidin I-like domain-containing protein 3. Gene Ontology annotation, molecular function: calcium ion binding. NCBI's taxonomy places the organism in Eukaryota, Metazoa, Chordata, Actinopteri, Perciformes, Serranidae. The coding region runs from base 247 to 1557 and encodes 436 amino acids. The transcript is spliced from 10 exons. The record is from RefSeq and is a predicted model, not a curated record.
AGAGAGGGACCCAGCAGGCACACUUCACUUGUUUCUGCACGAAAAACAUCCAGGUGGAAAGAUUGUCUCCCUGCCUACUUUAUCACAGAGGAGGACUUUACCUGAGAGGACAUAUAGCAACAGCUCCCAGGGCAAUUCUACAGCCCGAGAGAGAGCGAAGGAGGGACAACUUUUGACUAUUUGACUGAUUUUUUUAAAUUCAUCCCACAUCCGUAACCUUGGAAGUCAGACCUGUUUAUUGAGAGGAUGGGACCGCUACUCCUUUCCAUCGCCCUGUGUUUGGGCGCCGCUGUCCCGCAGCAUGUGAAAGCAGCAGAUGGUGAGGAACCAACUUCAGCAGGUCCUUGCCAUCCAAACCCUUGUCACAACAGAGGAACAUGUGAGAUCAGUGAGACCUACAGGGGAGACACCUUCAUUGGAUACGUCUGCAAGUGUCCACCAGGCUUUAGUGGUGUUCACUGCCAACACAAUAUUAACGAAUGCGAAAGGGAACCAUGCAAGAACGGGGGCAUUUGCACAGAUCUGGUUGCCAACUACUCCUGCGAUUGCCCAGGGGAGUACAUGGGCAGGAACUGUCAAUACAGAUGCUCUGGACCACUGGGCAUGGAGGGAGGUAUAAUCUCCAACCAGCAGAUAACAGCCUCUUCCACCCACCGCGCUCUCUUCGGCUUGCAGAAGUGGUACCCGUACUUUGCACGCCUCAACAAGAAGGGCCUGGUCAAUGCCUGGACCGCUGCCGAAAAUGACAGAUGGCCAUGGAUCCAGAUAAACCUGCAGAGGAGAAUGAGGGUCACGGGCCUAAUUACCCAGGGUGCCAAGCGUAUCGGCAGCCCAGAGUACGUCAAGUCUUACAAAGUAGCCUACAGUGAUGACGGGAAGACCUGGAGAACAUACAAAGUCAAGGGCAAAGAUGAUGAUAUGAUUUUCAGAGGAAACGUCGAUAACAACGCUCCAUCAGCGAACUCCUUCACCCCUCCCAUUGAGGCCCAGUAUGUGCGCAUUUACCCCCAAGUCUGCAGGAGGCACUGCACCUUACGCAUGGAGCUGCUCGGCUGUGAGCUAACAGGCUGCUCUGAACCACUGGGUAUGAAGUCAGGCCAUAUCCAGGACUACCAGGUCACGGCCUCCAGCAUCUUCAGGACGCUCAACAUGGACAUGUUCACUUGGGAGCCUGGAAAGGCCCGGCUGGACAAACAGGGCAAGGUCAAUGCUUGGACAGCUGGACACAGUGACCAGUCACAGUGGCUACAGGUGGACUUGCUUGUGCCUACCAAGGUCACAGGUAUCAUCACCCAGGGAGCUAAAGACUUUGGCCAUGUCCAGUUUGUUGGCUCAUACAAACUGGCAUACAGUAAUGAUGGAGAGCGGUGGAGUGUAUAUCAAGAUGAGAAACAGGGGAAGGACAAGGUAUUCCAAGGGAACUUUGACAACGACACUCACCGAAAGAACGUGAUAGACCCACCCAUCUACGCUCGGCUCAUCCGGAUCCUCCCCUGGUCAUGGUACGGCAGGAUCACACUGCGUGCAGAAGUACUGGGAUGCACAGAGGAAGAGUGAGGCCCUUUCUUCCAUCUUUCUCGCCCAUCGUCCCCUGUCCCUUGGCUUACUGGAGUAUCUCACCCAGUAUUUCAAAAAUAAACUGUGCAACCUGUAAAAAGAAAUCAAUUUCCAAUGGAUUUUUCAAGGAUACGUGUUUGGUUGUGGUGGGUUGCUGUUUGUUCUUUUUGUACAAUGAUUUCAAACCUGCCCUUGAUCCACUUUCGUCUUUUAGUUUCCUCUUUAAAGCGUGAUCUUUGUCUUUUUAUUCUUCUCAAGAUUUGCCAUCCUGUUUGGAAUGAACUUCUGUAAUAUAUAUGGGAGGGGUGGGGGUGGGGGUGGAAUGGGAGAGGGGUUCUCACUGUGGUUUUAACUUGUUGCCAUGGAAGCUAUUGUACAGUGUCACUUUUUAACAAAGAUGUGAAAUCUGUCUGCCGUGCUUCAUUGGACACGAUUAACCAUACCAUAAAUAAACUGUCUAAAAUAACCAUGUAGAGAUCACAUGUUAUCACAUUAUCAAAUAUAUUUUUACUUUGAUUACUACACUUCCUCAAGCCAUGCUUUUACCCUAAUGGACACUGGCAUUACUACAUCAAUCAAAACACUAUUAAUGCUCUUGUAUUAUAUGUAAAAGACUAAGAAAUUGCAUGGUGCGUGAAUUAUAAAUGUACAUUAUGACAAAUCAUUUAAAACCUCCAGCCCUGAGAGCAAUGGCUUUGAUUUAGGGACCUAUUUUUAUGUGCAUUUUUAAAUAGUUCUGAAACAUUACAACACACUGCAAAAGCUUACUGGAGAUAACUGAUAUGUGAGACAAUAAACAAGCUCUGCAGUUAAACGUGGAGCUGCAGCACUGACACUGAGACUCAUAGGCUGUCUCUAGCUGAACUGUCUUAAUGCUCUCAUAAGGAGAUCCAUUUUUUAUUUGACUCUCGCAACACCUUUUCUAAGAUAUUUGGAAUUAUUGCUUGUGCUUGUUAUUUUUUUUGUAUUUAUUUUUUGAUUUAUUUGUUUCAGCUGUCAGACGCAUAAAAAUUUGUGUUUCAUGUCUUUGUGUUGUCUCGGAGAUCUAAGUUGUAUCAAUUACAAAGCUCAGGAUAGAUGUCAUUCAUAAUAUGAACCCACAAAUGUAUCACUUUUGGCCACCAAUUUAAAGAUUUCUCUGUAAUAUUAUUUAAAGAAAAUGUCAAAUGAGUAAGAGCAAUUAUUUAAAUCAUGUCCAUAUAUCCGUAAUUCAGAUGUAAAAUGCAGUCUUUAAUUUUUUUUUUUUUAUCCCUUUGAUAUGAUAAAAAUUGUUAAUUUCUUCUUUUUUGUUUGGAAAGAGAGCCAAUGUCCAAGAUUAAUAAUAUAUUAAUAAAUGUUAUUAUCUCAAACUUACAAUGAUGAACCACUGUAACAGUACAGAGCUCUAAAUUAAAAAUGGACAGCCUCUUUAUUUCAGGGAUCUGAUUUUUAUUAUCAUGCUGGGUGGGAAAUUAUAUAGUAAUGAAUUGUUAAAGAGCUUGUGGGUAUUUUCACACAACAUGGCAUCAGCUCUCUGCAUGAUCAGGGAGUUGAAAAAUAUUUAGACACGUUAAGGUUACGGGGGAUAUAGAUGCUGUUAUGCCAAUCGUGUCAAAAUAUUCUAAUUAUGCAGUUUCCUAUGGAUUCUGCUGUUGGCUGCAUCCUGCAGCAAAUGAAUAGUGAUGCUUGGCUGGUUAAAUAAAUGGAAGUAAACAAGUACCUGCGGUAUCACAGCAGUGUCAAACCUUACCCAUUCUACACGGCUUAAAAAUAGGCCUGGACCGCUCUAAUGGUUCCCACUCCUGACUAGUUUUCCCAAAGCUCUCGAGUGCUAGAAUAAGAGCUGAAAGGAGCUACUUUUAUGCUUUGUGUUACUUAAGAGUUGCCAGCUUUCAGUCACUUAAUAAUCCAAUCUUUUCAUGUUGUAGGAAUACAAUGAAUUUGUUCUGAGAUUGCAGCCCAGCCUCAGAGAGAAAGUAAGGAGAACCUCAUUUAAUUUAAUGUAACAACCUCUCAAAGUAAUUUUGGUUGCCUGACUAGAUUGGAAAUACAAAAGUGCCACUGUUAUUUUUCAUCACUUUAUAUCCAGUGAAUGAAAAUGCAUUGGAAUCAAACAGACUUAAUUCUAAAAGCACAGCAAGAAAAACACCCAGAAUAUGUAACACUGUCCAAAUAUUUUGGUGCUUACUUUAUAAUGUUGUGUGCCAGGGCAUUUUCUGAUGUCAUGCCAUCCACAUGGAUGUUGUUGUAGUUGAAAGGUAACUGUAAAAUCAGAACAAAAACACAUUUUGAUUGUUAUCUGGAUAAUUGGAACUGAAUAUAGCCAAUUGUAUUCUUGUUUGGCAAAUUAUAAUAUGAUAUCUUGGAGAAGUUUACUUGUGUUAUGUUGCCAAACUUGAUCAGUAAUUCAAUGUAAGUUACACUGAAAGACUUUGCUGUUGAUUACCAAUAUGUGAAAAUUGUUAUUGGUGUGAAUCAGUGACUGUAUUCCUUAGCUUCAUGGACACAGGAUAAGCAUAAACAGAUAAUUUUUGCACCCUUCAAUUGUUUAUUGCCAAAUAACUAUAUCUGACCAGCAUCUGCGCUGAUUAAUCUUUGUAGUGAGCUUCCUGUCAGCAGG